CACUUGUAGCAGACAGACAGCAACUGGUGUUUUCUAAGGGAGGCGUCAUAUCAGCAGUGACAUUGAUAAGGAUGUGUGAAUCUGUUUGGCCAGUCAUCGUUCUGCUGAGUCACCUGUUCAGCUCAGCCAUCUCGCUCCCUGUUUCCAUUUACACACCUCCUCCACCUCUUCCAUCUCAAAUCUGGCCUCCGUCAUCAUCUUCAGCCCCAUCCCCCUCCCUCAGUGUCCUGCAGCCCACCCCUCCUUCCCUCAGCCCCUGCCUCCUGAUGAUCUCCCCUUCCUCUCUGGUCGUCAGGUUUGGUGAUCCAGUCAAGGCCAACUGCUCUCUAUCUCAGAUGGACUUUUAUCUACUGGGCUGGGAAAACUUACAGAGAGCUCCUCAACCUACUCAGGGUAAUUUUCUGGUCUGGAGUGAAGACAGGGUGACUGAGUGGAGCAUCAAACCCAUGUGCUAUGCACUGUCUGAUCACGGAGGUCCAUGUCAACUGCACCUCCCUGUGACCGUCUACAAGCCUCCAGAAAAAGUUUCCAUCAGCUUUGUAAAUCACACUGGGCCGAUGUUUGAGGGCCAUCAGUACACUCUGCAGUGUACGGUUUGGGAUGUUGCUCCGGUUAAAAACCUUAUUGUGAGGUUUUUCAGAGGCGAGACAGAACUGGUUCAGCUUAAGUCCAUUAAUAACACAGGGCAGAAACCAGCGACUGAGACCUUCACCCUGGACAUCAGUCCCAGUAAAGACGAUAAUGGAGCUCAGUACUGGUGUGAGGCCAAACUAGACCUGGGACCCGGAGGACCAGAGAGUCCUCCAAUGGCGAAGUCAGAAAACAUCACUGCAACACUCCUCUUCGGCCCACAGAUUCUUUGUCCUGCUAAACUUCAGGUGAGAGAGGGGGAGAGGCUGAGCUGUGAGGUGAGGGGAAACCCUCCACCAUUGGUCACCUGGAUGAGAGACGGCCUCAAGACUGCCCCGCCCACCCACUCAACCACUAAGCAUGCAGGGAAAUACACAGUGCUGGCAAUAGGACAUGUUGGACAGAAAUACCAUACAGUAGAGGUGGAGGUCAUCACCGGCAGUGGGACUUCACACUGCUCCAGUAGAGCCGUCGUGCUGAUUCUUCUGUUUAUUCAGAUGAAGAUUUGGCUGUAAAAAUACAGACCGUUAGUCUCAUCCAUCUCAUCUUGACUCCUCCUGCUGUGAGAAAUGAUUAUUAGAGCGGAUGUUAUUAGAUCUCACUAGAACAAGAUUGAUUUCCUGUUUUGAGAUAUUGUGUCCAGGUACAUUUUGAUAUAUUUUCAGUCUCCAAGUUAACUACUCAAGAUACAACUACCAGUCUUCAACAUAUUGUCUCCAGUCUGUGCUUUCUUCAAUGUUUAUGUUUUGUUAAAAUAAGAUUUCUAUAAAUUGCUAAACAGUGUUA
This is a messenger RNA of Sphaeramia orbicularis (orbiculate cardinalfish), 1416 nucleotides long. RefSeq names its product intercellular adhesion molecule 1-like. Gene Ontology annotation, molecular function: integrin binding. Gene Ontology annotation, cellular component: membrane. Gene Ontology annotation, biological process: cell-cell adhesion. The record is from RefSeq and is a predicted model, not a curated record. The coding region runs from base 72 to 1145 and encodes 357 amino acids. The transcript is spliced from 7 exons. NCBI's taxonomy places the organism in Eukaryota, Metazoa, Chordata, Actinopteri, Kurtiformes, Apogonidae.